AUGUCCUCUACUGGUACUUGGCAAGGUGUUGUCCAUGCACACCUUAUUUGGCUGCUUUGGUUCAUGGACAGUGUUCGGGCACAAUAUGGACUAACCUAUAGGGAACCACGGCUGCAAAAUCCCAAGACGAUCAUCUAUGAGGUCACUAUUGUAGUCCAACAUCAUCCGCUAUUUAUCACAGCUGGUGACCGUGCCUAUCGUCUAAACUGCAUUUAUAGACAAGCGGAUGCAUUGCUUACUCAGAAAAUCAAUGUGAAUGACCCCACUCCACAGGCAAUAGAAGGCAAAUCUACGCCACAAUGUCGCUACGAUGUGUUAUCCUCGGUCAAUGGUCCAACAUUACGUUUUGCCAAUGUUGGAGAGCCUGUGAUCCACAAAUGGAGCUGUAAUUCUGAACUGCAUGGCUUUGUGGUUCACUCUUGCGUGGUUCGAAAUCCAUCAGGAGAAGAAUAUAAACUCAUCGACGAUCGCGGAUGCGUUAUCGAAAAACAACUUGUGCCAGAUGUCAAAUACGAGAAAGACCUCUCUUCUGCAUACACGACUAUUAGUGCCUUCAGAUUUGCUGAGCAAAUAGUGGUACAUUUCUCUUGUCAGAUUACGCUAUGUCGGAAGCAUGAGCAAGGUUGCGAGGGUAUCGCGCCUCCGACGUGUGUCCCAGUCGAGUUUCCUCCAAUCCGUACCUUCUAUCGGCAUACUCGUCCAUUUGAACCCGCUGAAGCCACAACUCAGCCAGGGCCACCAUCAACAUCAGAAAUUUACGGCUUGGGAUCGGGCGAAUUGGUCACGAAAACUACCGUUAGGCCAACGACAACGACUACGCUUUCGAAUAGGGUCGAGUCUGUCGCAAAUUUCCACGAUCCGCUAGCUUCUGCUCCAAUCCCUCUGCCAAAAAGGGGCGAAGAAGGACAAGACGCAAAUGUGGUGUGGUCCAGUGGAGAAUCACCCGAAUUUGGCAUUGAAAUCGUCAAAACGCCUUCAUCAGCACCACAUCGCAUGUUUCCGGAAGUACCAAACGACUACCGAACUGAGACACUCUCGUCCGUUUAUGAUGUACCACUUGGUCAUGAUCUAGACCCAAUGCCAAGACCUGCUCCAGCACAAAUAUAUUACGCCAGCAAGAGGAAACCGCGAAGUCAUAAGCUCCCGGCUACUGAGAAUAUCACGCUGGAAGUGGAAGCAAAAAAACUAAUGGUCUUUUCUGAUGAAUCUGAUCGGUUAGAUGUUCCAUCGAGUAAUAGCGAAGAUCCAGGUGAUAAACGCUGUGAUCGGAUAAUAAUUAGUCAGACUGUAUUUUUGAGUGCAGCAGCAUUGUUACAGGCCACCUCAAUAGCUGUGAUCUUGAUUCAAAGGCGAUUAUACAAGCGAAACGUAGAAGAAUUACUGUUGCGAAUUCCAUCGAGACCCUUUUAAUCACUUGUUUGUACAAAGUUGUUAACUUCCUUUUCAUUAACAUUUACGUAGGAUGUUGUUUUCUCAUGUGUAUUUCAUCAUGAUGCUCAAAUUUGUGAAUCGACUCAAAUGUGAUUUUCUUGUUCCAAUGAAGUCCUCGGUACG
Cylicocyclus nassatus is the source of this 1554-nucleotide messenger RNA. The record is from the annotation of a GenBank genome assembly. Lineage: Eukaryota; Metazoa; Nematoda; Chromadorea; Rhabditida; Strongylidae.